Alnus glutinosa is the source of this 2207-nucleotide messenger RNA. RefSeq lists its product as uncharacterized. The record is from RefSeq and is a predicted model, not a curated record. Lineage: Eukaryota; Viridiplantae; Streptophyta; Magnoliopsida; Fagales; Betulaceae. The transcript has 5 exons. Bases 1 to 1872 code for a protein of 623 amino acids. Gene Ontology annotation, molecular function: protein binding.
AUGGAAGAGGGUGCUGUCAAGAUUCGUAAUAAAAUUGUAAGGAGCAAGUCAUUUCCACCAACGCGUCAUCCUCAAAAGGCUUCUUCUGGACAACAUAUCGAUGAAGGAGGAUGCUCUUCCGUUCCAACAAGUCCUCCUCAACAUGAACGAGCAGAUGGUAAUGAGAGUACUGAAAGCAAUGAGAGGGAAAAAAGAUUUGAAUACCUGAGCAUCUAUCUUCCCCUCUAUCGAGCUGGCCUCAAAGGUGAUUGGCAAGCUACUAAAGCCAUACUUGAGAGAUAUCCAGAUGCCGUUCGAGUUCCCAUAAAUCAAGACAAUCAAAAUAUUCUUCACCUGGCAGCUGGCACGAAACGCUCUACUUUUGUGAAGGACCUGCUGAAAUGGGCGACUCCGGAUGAUUUAGAAUUGACAGACAAGAUUGGUAACACAGCCCUUUGCUAUGCUGCUACAUCUGGAACUGUGAGAAUUGCCGAGGAGAUGGUGAAAAUGAACAAUAAACUGCCAUUGAUCCGUGGAGAGAAAGAAGAUCUACCACUUCUCAUGGCAUCUUGGGCGGGAAAUAGAGACAUGGUGUCGUAUCUAUUCUCUGCGACUCCAUUUGACCAGUUGAAUGCUACAGAUCGCAUUUUUCUACUUUGUUAUACCAUUGAGUCUACUUUCUAUGAUAUUGCAUUGGAUAUUCUGAGAAGGGAUCCAACGUUAGCAAUUGGCGCCGAGGGUGAAUUUGGGUUAGCAUUGGGAGAGUUGGCCUUCAAACCUGCUGCAGUACUUGGCAGUAAAAGUCAGAUCUCAACAUGGGAAAGAUGCUUAAACUUGUGGCACGAAGGUCUCUGGAACAAAGCUUUCAAACAGACGUACUUAGCCAAUCAAUUAAUUGAAGGUCUUUGGAACCAUAUUCAAGUAUUGCCAAACAAAGAGUUCUCAAGACUGAUUGACAAAUAUCUCGAUAUAUUUUUUACUGCUGCGGAAUUAGGGAAUGUCGAAUUUCUAACUAUAAUUUUACGCUCUCAUCCUGAUCUCAUAUGGAAGUUUGAUCAAAACAAUAAAAAUUUAUUUCACAUUGCUAUUUUAAAUCGACAAGAGAGCAUAUUCAAUCUAAUAUAUGAGAUGGGUGCUCUAAAGGAUAUGAUUGUACGCAUUCAUGACGUAAAGCGUAACAACAUGCUACACUUAGCUGGACAAGUGGCUCCUCCAAAUAGGCUAAAUAUCGUAUCAGGAGCAGCCCUUCAAAUGCAGCGUGAAUUGCUGUGGUUUAAGGAGAUUGAAAAAAUGAUGCCACCUUCAUACUUGAAUAAAAAGAAUACAAGGGACCAAACCCCACAGGAUAUAUUUACAAAGACACAUAAAGAGUUACGGGAAGAUGGUGAAAAGUGGAUGAAGGACACAUCAAACUAUUGCAUGCUUGUGGCAACAUUGAUUGCUACUGUGGUUUUUGCUGCAGCAUUCACUGUACCUGGUGGAAACCAACAAGAAAAAGGCACUCCUAUCUUUUUGGAAAGUAACUGGUUUAUGGUAUUCUUCAUAUCAGAUGCAAUCGCAUUGUUAUCUUCUUCAAGUGCGAUAUUAAUUUUCUUGUCAAUUCUUACAUCUCGUUACAAGGAAGAGGAUUUCCUCAAAUCAUUACCUGGGAGAUUGGUGUUUGGACUCAUUGCUCUCUUCAUCUCCAUAGUCAGCAUGAUGGUCGCCUUCGGUGCAACUUGCUUCUUGGUCUAUGGGAGCAAAACAACAAGGAUUCCGAUUGUUAUAAUUGCUUCUGCUGGUGUCCCAAUUAUUUUAUUUGUUCGGCUACAUUACGAUCUUUGGUUUGAUAUAAUCUACACAACAUACUGGUCUAGGUAUCUUUUUGGGCCACGUAAACAAGGGCUUUUCUAGCAAAUGGAAGAUGCCAACUCCAACAAUUGAUCUGUAGAAAAGGAAGGCCAAUAUUGAAGGAAUUGAGCAAAAAUCAUGACCUUUCAAUUGUUGUCAAUCAAGCCUUCAAUUUAAUCUUUACUCGGAUUAUUCUCGUUUGUGUGAGAAAUAUAUAAUUUCACAUUGUAUUUUUCUAAUUUGGGUUUUGACUGAAGUCAACGUACCAUUUAAUAAGGAAUUCGAUUUGUGAAGUUAUAUACCAUGCUUUGAUGUGUUCCGCUUGAUGGAUUGCAUUGGGAGAAGCCGAUCCAUAUGUGGACACUACAGGAAAUUCCGGCUUAGGCUUAAACUGAAUU